AAUAGAGGCAUGGGACUAUAGAGGUGACCUUACAUACGCAACUAUAACAAAAGAAAUUCAGAGAUAUUGUUUACGCUAAGGAAAAAUGUGAAUUACGCUUCGAAAAAUUUAAUCUGCCGUUUUCAACAUGAGACGAGCGUCAGAACUUGUUUAAACAAAAGUAAGAGCCUGUGUGUUCAGCGCAAGAACCAUCAGGUCUUAACCUCUGCCGCUUGGAAUAGACGCUCUCGUAUACACAAGUUAUUUUUUUUUAGUUUUAAAAAAUAAUCGCAAAAUGUCAAAAGAUAUAAGAUCCUUUUUCAUUACUUCCAAGGGGAGCUCGCAAACGAAGAGUGUCAAAGAAGAUAAGUCGCGAAAGAAGCAUGUCAUAUCUUCCGACGAAGACGAGGAAAAAAAUUCUAGUCCAUCAAAAAGUAGAAAAACGAAAACUGCAGGUAAUAAAAAUGCGGAUGUCAAUGGUAAAAAAGGGCAUUCAAAAAAGCGUACUAUUGUAUCUUCCGAUGAGGAAGACAAUGUUGACUCCCAUGUUAAAACCAAGAAAGCAAAAGUUUUGAAUGGUAGUAAAAUUGAAACCGUUGAGAAGAAAUUAGAAGUUGUUGAAGAUGUAGGAUCGAUGUUUAGUAAAAAGCCCGCAAAAAGGAUAAAUGCUCCUAAAAUUACUAAAAAGAAUAAUGUCGAAAAACCAGUGAAAUCCGAUAAUAAGGUAAUAUCAAGUUUUAUUGAGGAUGAUGAUUUUGAUGCAACUUUAAAUCAGCUGGAUACGUCUCAUAUUGAGGAUGAAUAUUUGGCAACUGUUACCACUGAAACAUCAUCUCCAUUUUUUAAGAACAAAAAGGAGAACGAUACUGAGUUAAGGAAUUCAAAGAAAGAAGAAAAGAAUGAUUGUAAGGCUGAAGGAAGUGUCAAAGAAGAGAAAAGCAAAGAUAAGGAUGCAUCUAAUAAGAACAAACAUAGUACAGAUAGAAAGACUUCUCCAGGAGACAAAAAUAAAACUAAAGAAAAGAAUAAUUCUGAGACCAAGCAUAACAAAGAAAAGUCAAGCAACAGCGAUUCUGAGACCAAACAUAAGAAUGAUAAAGAUAAAUCAAGUAAGAGUGAUUCUGAAAACAAGCAUAAAAAUGAAAAAGAUAAAUCUGAAGAAGUUAAUUACAAUGAUAUUAUUGAAGAAAAAAUAGAGAAAAAGAAACAGCAUGUCAUGCUGUACCAGAAUUAUCUCAAUCGAGGUGGAGCCAGAAAUCCAGGUUCAAAGGAAAUCCCAGAAGGAGCUGAACAAUGCCUAGCCAAUUUAAGCUUUUUGAUAACAGGUGUUCUGGAUUCAUUGGAACGUGGUGAAGCUGAAGAACUCAUAACAAAAUAUGGUGGAAGGAUGCUUCAUUCUGUGUCUAAGAAACUUAAUUACAUUAUCAUUGGAGAAGAAGCAGGCCCUUCAAAAUUAGCCAAAGCAGAGAGCUUAAAUAUUAAAAAAAUAAGUGAAGAUGGCCUGCUAGAGCUGAUUCGUACUAGACCAGCAGGAGCAAGUGCAAGCAAGAAACCAGUAAAUGAUGCUGAUGGAUCUCACAAACGCAAAAGGGAUGACUCAUCAAAUCGUGAGGCCAAUGAAAACUCUGACAAAGCUAAAAAGAAUAAACAUGAAUCCCCACCAAAAGAUAAUCACCGGAAUCCAGAAGAGGCAAAUAAAAACAAGGAUCAUCCCUCACCUAAAGAAGAACACAAGAGUCUUGAAAAAACAGAGAAGAAGAAAGAUUCGUCAUCACCAAAGAAAGACCGUAAUAGUCCUGAAAAAAGUAUUGAGAAAAAUUUACCACCUAAAGUUGAAAAAGUUGAAUCUAAAAGUGACAUUCCACAGGCAAAAAAUUCUAAGUCUGAUUUAAAGAAGAUAGAUAUUACUGGAGAUGCUUUGGUAGAAAAGUACAGGCCUAAAGAAUUGAAACAGAUCAUUGGCCAAACUGGAGACAAAAGUAAUGCAAAAAAGUUACACUUUUGGCUUACCAAUUGGCACAAAAAUCAUGGCAAAGAUGCCAAAGGUGCCAAACCCAAAUUUUCUUACAAAGAUGACACAGGUACUAUUUACAAGGCAGCCCUUCUGUCCGGACCACCUGGUAUUGGCAAAACAACAACAGCCUACGUUGUCUGUGCUCAGUUGGGAUAUGAAGUUCUGGAAUUCAAUGCAUCUGAUACAAGAAGUAAAAAGCUUUUACAAGAAGAAAUUGCAGGUAUUUUAUCAAACAAGACGGUGAAGUCAUUUUUAACAAAUGGACAAGAGAAGAAGAAAAAUCCACCAAAGCAUGUAUUACUUAUGGAUGAAGUUGAUGGAAUGGCAGGAAAUGAAGAUCGUGGAGGGAUGCAAGAACUGAUUGCUUUUAUUAAAUCUACAGAAGUUCCUAUAAUUUGUAUUUGUAAUGAUCGAAUGAGCCAAAAAAUUAAAACUUUGGCAAACUACACAUUUGAUUUAAGGUUCCAAAAACCAAGGUUAGAACAGAUAAGAGCAGCAAUGAUGAGUAUGUGUUACAAAGAAGGCAUAACAGUCACUGCACCAGAAUUAACAGCGAUAAUUCAAUCUACAAAUCAAGACAUUAGACAAGUGAUAAAUCAUGUAGCUAUGCUAUCAGCAAAGUCCCAAACUGAAAAAGAAAGCCAUGAAAAAACCAAGUACAAAAAUUUGAAACUCGGUCCUUGGGAUGUAGUUCGUAAAGUAUUCAGCGCUGAUGAACACAAAAAUAUGAGCAUACAUGAUAAAAGUGAUUUGUUCUUCCACGAUUACAACAUAGCAGGUCUUUUUGUUGAAGAAAAUUAUCUCAGUGUUACGCCAUCAGGCCCAAGAAAUGAAUUGUUUGAUAAAUUGGCUAAAUGCAGUGACAGCUUGGCUAUUGGCGAUACAAUCGAAAAUGCUAUUCGAGGAAAACAAGCUUGGGGACUUCUCCCUGUUCAAGCAUGUUUCUCAUCUGUCAUACCAGGAUCAGUAAUGUCAGGUUUCAUAAACUCACAAAUAAACUUUCCCAGCUGGCUUGGAAGAAAUUCAAAGAGGAGCAAAUGUGACAGGCUUCUGCAGGACAUUACUGUUCAUGCUCGUAUAACAACAGGGGCAAGUAAAGAAGCAAUAAACCUUGAUUAUCUGAAAAUGUUGGUUGAUUCUAUUGUCAGGCCUCUAGCUGUUGAAGGAACAGAAGGUGUUGAAAAAGCUGUUGAAAUUAUGAAUAAAUACCAUUUAUCAAGAGAAGAUUUGGAUUCCCUGAUAGAACUUACGAAGUGGCCACACACAAGAGACCCAAUGCAGUCGGUUGAUAGUAAAACAAAGGCUGCUUUUACAAAAGCAUACAACAAGAGUGCUUCAUUCCAUAGUGCAACGACGAUGAAAAAGAAAUCUUCUCAGGCUGCAGAGGAUGACGAAUUUAUGGGAAGUGACGAAGAACCACCAUCAGAUGCCGAUGCAGACAAUGAUAAAAUUGAAAAUGAUAAGCUUAUCAAGGCUAAAACAUCGAAAGCAAAAACCUCCAAACCUGCACCAUCAGAUAGUAAAGGCAAAGGCAAGGCUAAAGGAGCUGCUAAAAGUAGUUCCACUCGUGGUAAAAAGAAAUGA
This is a messenger RNA of Nasonia vitripennis (jewel wasp), 3577 nucleotides long. It is a transcript of the gene Gnf1, whose product is annotated as germ line transcription factor 1. The record is from RefSeq and is marked validated. Gene Ontology annotation, biological process: DNA repair; DNA replication. The transcript has a single exon. Gene Ontology annotation, molecular function: DNA binding; DNA clamp loader activity; ATP binding. Gene Ontology annotation, cellular component: nucleus; DNA replication factor C complex. NCBI's taxonomy places the organism in Eukaryota, Metazoa, Arthropoda, Insecta, Hymenoptera, Pteromalidae. Bases 275 to 3577 code for a protein of 1100 amino acids.